This is a messenger RNA of Spodoptera frugiperda (fall armyworm), 965 nucleotides long. RefSeq names its product myb/SANT-like DNA-binding domain-containing protein 3. The transcript has 2 exons. The record is from RefSeq and is a predicted model, not a curated record. NCBI's taxonomy places the organism in Eukaryota, Metazoa, Arthropoda, Insecta, Lepidoptera, Noctuidae. The coding region runs from base 158 to 943 and encodes 261 amino acids.
CAGUGUCAAUGUCUGUUAUGUUUUAUAAAUAUUAUGAUUAUGGCGGUUGGUAGCGUCGUUUCAAUAAUAAUUAUUUUCGUUAGUUCUAACGUGUAAACCGAUAAAAAUAAACUUUCGUGCUGUAUUUUUUAAUUACAACGUUAUAAUAAUAUGCAACAUGGAGUCUCAACAAGCAAAUCGACGCAAAAGAGUGGCAAAUUUCACAGCACACGAAAAACAUUUACUGGCACAGCUAAUUAAAAGGAGACCAAUUGUGCUAUCAAAAGUAACAGAUGGCAAGUCGGUCGCCAAAAAACAAGUGGCAUGGCAGCUAAUUACACAGGAAUUUAAUUCUAGUGUCAAUGUUCACAAGCGCGAAACUAUAACUUUGAAAAGGGCGUGGGACAAUAUGAAAGCUGUCACACGAAAAGCUCGUGCAGAAAGAAGGGAUUCAAGUACGAAUGGAGCUGGCCCGCCCGCGCCGCCCUUAUCACCACAAUAUGAACCCAUAAUAACCGUGGUUGAAGCGGCACCUACAUUGAAUACUGAAACAAAACAUUCAUUUGACAGGGAUACCAUUUCAAAUUCUAUGGAUAGUCAAGAAUCAAUGGAUAACCCAGAUCCUUUAGACAUUGACUAUAAGAUAAAUUCCCCAGGAGCUAACCAGCUUGACGAUGAAGAACCUUGUAACAAUUACCGUGCUAAGAAUAAUGCAAAACAAUCGAUCAAAAGAGAUGAUCGUGUGCAUAGACCUACCGACUAUAUCCGUCGGGAGGCUAUCUUACGCAUCAGACAUUUAGAAAAUAAGAAAAAAGUUGAAAUGCAGAUAUUAGAAACACAGCUGGAAAUUGAACAAAUUAAAAAGAGAGCAGCGUUGUUAGAGGAAGAGAGAAAUAAAUAUAGUUUAGAAAAAGCUAAAUUAGAAUUAGAGGAAAUGAAGAAAUGUAAUAAGAACUAUUAUUAAAAUAAAAGUUAUUAACUGAUUA